Ramularia collo-cygni is the source of this 1581-nucleotide messenger RNA. Its product is annotated as related to cytochrome P450 CYP3/CYP5/CYP6/CYP9 subfamilies. The record is from RefSeq and is a predicted model, not a curated record. Lineage: Eukaryota; Fungi; Ascomycota; Dothideomycetes; Mycosphaerellales; Mycosphaerellaceae. The coding region runs from base 1 to 1581 and encodes 526 amino acids. The transcript has 4 exons. Gene Ontology annotation, molecular function: oxidoreductase activity, acting on paired donors, with incorporation or reduction of molecular oxygen; monooxygenase activity; heme binding.
AUGGCCUUCGCUCCCCGCGUCGAAGAUGUUYCCGCCAAUGCUUCGACAGUGAUCGUAACCGGGCCGUUACAAACACUUCGGUGGACCUCAGCUUGCAUAUCUAUCGUUUUCCUGCUCCUCACUUUAUAUGCGGCGUACCAGCUGCUAUUCCAUCCUCUUGCUCAUGUACCUGGACCUCGAAUCGCUGCUCUUACAAAUCUAUGGAAGGUUUUCCACAUCUACGACACACAACUGCAUGCUGUGUUGCUAAGACUACACGAGCAACACGGCUCCAUUAUUCGCAUCGGUCCCAACGAUGUCCAUAUCCAGAACGCCGAAGCUGUAGCUACAAUAUACAAAGGCGGUCGAGCCUUUCCCAAGACGUCGUUUUACAAUUCCUGGCAAACUUUCAACCACAACUUGUUCGGCACACAAGAUGACGAUCUCCAUGCUCUGCGCAGGCGACAAAUGGCGCACGGAUUCAGCCAGACUUCCAUCCYUGAAAUGGAGGAGAUCCUCGACGAGAAGCUCUCAAUACUCUGCGAUCGCAUCGCAAUGUUUGCCAAGGCAGGUAAAGCAUUCGACCUAAAAGACUGCAUCUCUCGCUAUGUAUUGGAUAUCCUAGGGGAGACGGCAUUCAGCUGUUCGUUCAAUGCUCAGACGCCCGGUGCUGGAGGCUACGAAAAAGUACCUCAGGCGAUCAACGGCCACAUUCUCAUGGGGAGUAUCAUUGGAGAGCUUCCGUUCCAAACACUGAACAAGAAGCUACUGGCACUGUCUCCUAUUAAUUGGAUGCGAGAGAUUGUUGCAAACCGGAUGCUAUUGCGAGAUACAUGUGCGAGAUGUGUACAACAUCGGAUCGACAGUGGGUCUGGCAACGGCCGGAAGGACCUGCUCCAGUCCCUUAUCAAGGCGAAAGAUCCGGAGACGGGUGCUAGUCUAACAACAAUGGAUAUCAACACGGAAGCUUUUGCAAUGCUUGUCGCUGGAUCCCAUACGACAUCUGGUACGCUCAGUCUCUUCUUUGCCCAUACUCUCCGGGACCCUAAAGUCACGACGAAACUCGUGAACGAGCUCAAUUCGAAGUUGGGUCCACCGAGUAGAAAUCUCGGCAGGCAGACACACGCUGUCAAGAAUCUAGAGAACAGUCUCCCAUACUUGAUGGCUUGCAUUCACGAGAACUUUCGUAUGACACCUGUAUUUACCAUGCUAUUGUGGAGAAGGGUUACACGGGAUGAAGGACUGGUAGUCGGGGACAAUUUCGUGCCGCCUAAUACGAACGUGGCAGCCAGUAACUACGUACAGCAUCACAAUGUUUCCAUCUGGGGCAAAGACCACGCCGAAUUUGAUCCCGAUCGAUGGCUCGAUGGUCGUACCGCUGGACUUUCAAGCGCGUUGAUACCAUUUAGUCUGGGACAUCGUAUGUGCAUUGGUCGAAAUCUUGCAAUGACCAAUAUCCUCAAGACCAUCACGACCUUGCUCACGAGAUUCGAGCUCACUUUGGAGGAGGAUGCUAAGCUUGAGCCGGUACGGUUCGGAAGUUAUGGUAUUGGUGAAAUGCAGGGGACAUUGAUGUGUACAGCUCGUUCUCUGGAUGAGUGA